AUGUAUGCCUCAUUAUUUCGUUUUCUUGUUCGUCUAUCUCUAGUUGCCAAUCGUGGCGUCCUAGGCAUCGUGAUCGGCGUCUGCUUCGGAGUGCUUAUCGUCUCCAUCCUCAUUCUCGUCUUAUUUUCCUUCAUCCGCAUCAAUCAGAAGCGUAAACGUGAGGCUGCGCUUGCUCUGGCUGGCAUUGGCGUCAAUGAUAAUGGUUCUGCUGUGGCUAAAGCAAAAGCG
Molecule: messenger RNA, 228 nt
Organism: Protopolystoma xenopodis
Lineage: Eukaryota; Metazoa; Platyhelminthes; Monogenea; Polystomatidea; Polystomatidae
Source: the annotation of a GenBank genome assembly